ACUCCGUGACGACUCCUCCUCUCCCAACUUCACGGUCUUCUCCUUCCGUCAAUUCGUCUCUUCUUUCUUUCACCGUCGCUAACUAACGCCGUCGCUUCCGCCGCCUAUAGCUAACCCUAACGACCCGUUAAUGGCGUCUUGUGAUGACGACUUUUCACUCCUAGGCGACGACCAGACUAACCCUAACCACCACCAUCACCAUCAUCACCAGGGGCUUCACGCCCCCCCGAGGCGGAUCGCCUUCUCCAAGCCUCCGAACCAGAUCCACGCGCCGCAGCAUCAGGGGAACGGCCAUGCCGAUGAUGACAACGACAUCGUCGUAGAGACUUCCGCUGCUUUUCACGGCGUGAAUCCCUUCUCCGCCGACGAGAGUUCGAAUCCGUACGAUAACAACGCAGCCGCCGAAGGAGAUCUCGAUGCGAACAGAUCCAGGGUCGGCGGUGUGCGCCUGGAGAAGCGGCAGAUCCAGGAGGAACUCAGCGACGGAGGAACAGGGAACGACGGCGAGACGACUCCGUACGGAAGCCUCAAGCGGCCGAGGACGUCCUCUUCCUCCGCCGGCGAGUACAGGAAGGACAGGGAGGAGUGGAGCGACGCCGCGAUCGCAUACUUGUUGGACGCUUACUCGGAGAAGUUCACGCAGCUCAACAGAGGGAAUCUGAGGGGAAGGGAUUGGGAGGAGGUUGCUGCGGCGGUGAGCGAGAGGUGCGAGAAGCAGAGCAAGAGCGUGGAACAGUGUAAGAACAAGAUCGAUAAUCUCAAGAAGAGGUAUAAGCAGGAGAGGCACAGGAUGAAUAACGUAGGGAUUUCAGCCAGUAGUCAUUGGCCUUGGUUCAAGCAAAUGGAGGAGAUUGUGGGCAAUUCCUUGUCCUCGAAAGGUGCAUCCGACGAUGAUCGAACCGUCAGCUCGUCGGGGAAUGCUGUUAAGCAGUCUCGAAGGCAUGCCCUCAUAACAUAUAGUCCUAGAGUUCUGAUAAAUCACGCCAAAUCCAAGUCAACGUCAAACCCUAGGUGGCGGAGAGUGGUUCUAAAAAUCAGUGGUUCUGCUCUUGCUUGCACUGGUUCACACAACAUCGAUCCUAAGAUGGUCAUGCUGAUUGCAAGGGAAGUUGCAACAGCAUGUAGCCUUGGUGUAGAGGUGGCAGUAGUUGUUGGGAGCCGGAACCUCUUUUGCGGCGACACAUGGAUAUCUUCUAAUGGUUUAGAUAGAACCACUGGUUAUCAUAUCAGUACGAUGGCGUCUGUAAUGAAUUCUAUAUUGCUUCAAUCAUCACUGGAGAAGAUGGGGAUUCAAGCCCGAUUACAAACUGCAUUCUCUGUUCAGGGGGUUGGAGAGAUUUACAAUCGUCAACGAGCCAUCAGGCAUCUAGAGAAGGGAAGAGUGGUAAUAUUUGGUGGCAUUGGUGCUUCACUUGGAAAUCCCCUCUUAUCAUCUGAUGCAGCUGCAGUCCUCCGUGCUAUAGAAAUCAAUGCGGAGGCAGUAGCCAAAGGAACCAAUGUUGACAGUGUGUAUGACUGCCAUUCCCGGGACAGCAAUGUGACGUUUGAGCACAUAGGUUUUCAAGAUUUGGCAUUGAGAGGAGGGGGGGUUGCAUCCAUGGAUGCCAUGGCUCUCAACUUCUGCCAAGAGAACAGCCUUCCAGUUGUGGUAUUCGAUUUUCUUGAGCCUGGGAACAUCUCAAAGGCGUUAUGCGGAGAGCAAGUGGGGACACUGAUCGACGGAAGCGGAAGAGUGGGAUGUAGAUCAGAUGGGAUGUCGGUUUAAUCAAAGAAAGGUAUGUUGUAUAACUACUACUAGUACUACCACUCGAGCUUGUUAGUAAUUCGUAUACGAGAAUAGGCCCAGAAGAAGAGUCUUUUAGUUUUGAGAUUAUCAAGUCUUAUAAUCAUCUGAGUAUUACUUAAAAUGUGUAAAUUCUGGUCUGAUCACAUGUAUGUAAUGCCCUGAAAUAUGGUUGAAUGCCCUGAUGAUGAUGUGAUGUAACAAUCGUCAUCUUGGGUUAAAAUUUAGGUGGUGGUGUCCCUUUGUAUUUUGCUUCUGCUGUCAUAGGGAAUGCUUUUUUUUAGUUCUU
Molecule: messenger RNA, 2072 nt
Organism: Tarenaya hassleriana
Lineage: Eukaryota; Viridiplantae; Streptophyta; Magnoliopsida; Brassicales; Cleomaceae
Exons: 7
Coding region: 131-1765 (544 amino acids)
Biological process (GO): UDP biosynthetic process
Cellular component (GO): cytoplasm
Molecular function (GO): UMP kinase activity
Source: RefSeq, a predicted model, not a curated record